Messenger RNA from Colletotrichum higginsianum IMI 349063, 843 nucleotides. RefSeq names its product Aminodeoxychorismate lyase. Bases 1 to 843 code for a protein of 280 amino acids. Gene Ontology annotation, molecular function: catalytic activity. NCBI's taxonomy places the organism in Eukaryota, Fungi, Ascomycota, Sordariomycetes, Glomerellales, Glomerellaceae. The record is from RefSeq and is a predicted model, not a curated record. The transcript has a single exon.
AUGGCAACCUUACACCUCGACUCUGCCAGUGAGGCUAUCUUGUCUGAUCCAAACUUCGAGAUCAUCACUACUUUAGCCUACUCCACCGGGCUGCCAACAGAUCCUCGAAACAAGGACACAACAGCACGGCCUGUAUGCUAUCUCCUUCAGUUCGGCAUAGACAGACUCCAUGCCGCCGCUACGGACUUCUCUUGGCCCAGGGUCUUGCAAGAGCUAGAGCAAGAGAACCAAGCGCAAACGGUGGCCAAGAAGAUCGAGUCACACAUGAUCUCCGCAUUCUCGGACGCGGCUUCAGACCCGGGCAGACGAUUCAUCGUACGUCUGGCGUUCAAGAAGGGGGGAGAGCUCCAAAUCAUGGCCGGCCCACGACCCGUUAAUCAAUCCAUGCCGAUGUAUCCGACUUCUCUCGGGAGUACCCGAGACGAAACGAUCUCAGCAAUACCGGUUUACGUGGACUACCUGCCCACGAGUCCCUCCCUGUUCACAAAGCACAAAACCACCCAUCGCAAGCCGUACAGCACAGCCUGGGCACGGGUCGGACUCGAUGAGACGACCUCGCCGGCAGAAUGCGACGUGCUCUUGCAUAAUCACGAAGGGCACGUCACCGGUGCAGUUUUCAGGACGGCCUACUUCUGGCGCGAAGGCGCAUGGGUGACUCCAGGGAGUGAGAGCGGGUGCAAGCUUGGUGUUUCGCGACGAUGGGCCCUGGAGAACGCGAAAGUCAAAGAGGGAGUGGUGUUGGCCUCGGGAAUCGAGGAGGGAGAGCUCGUCUGGCUGAGCUCGGCGGUCGGCGGCUUUACACAAGGUCUCGUCACGCUGGUGCGGCCGAAGCAAAGAUCGUAA